CCUCCUCCCUACCUACUGGGACGCUGGGGAGGGGGCUGUGCCGGGCGAGAACUCAGCCAGGAUUCGGAGGAUGGUAAAUAACGCUGCUCAUCUCUGGAAAUAAUAUUGAUCCGCCUCAUGUAAAGUAUGCUCAGUUCCUUUCCAGUGGUUUUGCUGGAAACCAUGUCUCACUAUACAGAUGAACCUAGAUUUACCAUAGAGCAGAUAGAUCUGCUUCAGCGCCUUCGACGUACUGGAAUGACUAAACAUGAAAUCCUCCAUGCCUUGGAAACUCUGGACCGUCUUGAUCAAGAGCAUAGUGACAAGUUUGGAAGAAGGUCCAGCUAUGGAGGAAGUUCAUAUGGGAACAGUACCAACAAUGUUCCAGCAUCUUCCUCUACAGCAACAGCUUCCACACAGACCCAACAUUCGGGAAUGUCCCCGUCACCUAGCAACAGUUAUGAUACCUCCCCACAGCCUUGCACUACCAAUCAAAAUGGGAGGGAGAAUAAUGAGCGAUUGUCCACAUCCAAUGGAAAGUUGUCACCAACUCGCUACCAUGCAAACAGCAUGGGUCAGAGGUCAUACAGUUUUGAAGCCUCAGAAGAAGACCUAGAUGUAGAUGAUAAGGUGGAAGAAUUAAUGAGGAGGGACAGCAGUGUGAUAAAAGAGGAAAUCAAAGCCUUUCUUGCCAAUCGGAGGAUUUCCCAAGCAGUUGUUGCACAGGUAACAGGUAUCAGUCAGAGCCGGAUCUCUCAUUGGCUGUUGCAGCAGGGAUCAGACCUGAGUGAACAGAAGAAGAGAGCAUUUUAUCGCUGGUAUCAACUGGAGAAGACAAACCCUGGGGCUACACUAAGUAUGAGGCCGGCUCCCAUUCCAAUAGAGGACCCUGAAUGGAGACAAACGCCUCCCCCAGUCUCUGCCACAUCUGGUACCUUCCGACUACGACGAGGGAGUAGAUUUACCUGGAGAAAGGAAUGCCUGGCUGUCAUGGAAAGUUACUUCAAACAGAAUCAAUACCCAGAUGAAGCAAAAAGAGAAGAAAUUGCAAAUGCUUGCAAUGCAGUUAUACAGAAGCCAGGCAAAAAACUGUCAGAUCUGGAACGAGUUACCUCCCUGAAAGUAUAUAAUUGGUUUGCUAACAGACGGAAGGAGAUCAAGAGAAGAGCCAAUAUCGAAGCAGCAAUCCUGGAGAGUCAUGGGAUAGAUGUACAGAGUCCGGGAGGCCACUCCAACAGCGACGAUGUCGACGGGAACGACUACUCCGAGCAGGAUACUUGGCAAGUGCGCAAUGGGGAGGAGGAGGAGGGAAGAAGUUCAGAGGGAGGCAGAGAAGCAGAGAAGGAUGACAGCACGAGCCAUAGCGACCACCAAGACCCCAUCUCAUUAGCUGUGGAAAUGGCAGCAGUCAACCACACUAUCUUGGCAUUGGCCCGACAAGGAGCCAGCGAAAUCAAGACAGAGGCCCUGGAUGAUGACUGAUCAGGGAGAGUUAAACGUGACCAGUUAACUUAGUUUAGAUGUAGCACCUUAGCAGACUUUCCUCGGUCCUUAACAUGUGUUCUUACAGUAUAACUUGCAGUUUCUUGUAUGUCAGGUAGCCGUUAGGGUCUUGUUCUGUGAAGAUGGCAUGGUGCCCUCAGCCUUUGCAUAUACUCUCUCAGUAUUAAUCCCCAGUUAAUAAUAACCAACCAACCAACCAACCAACCAACCAGACUUCCCUCUCCCAGCCCCUGAGGCUAGAAAAUCUUGCUGCUCCGUCUUAGCAUUCCAAGAAAGUGCUUCCAGGUAUUUAGAUAGCCCUCAGUUCUCAAUAUUAGGCUACGUGUAAAAUCUUGGGUACCUUUAGAUUCAUGUAACACUAGUCUGUACCCCAUUUUCCUUCCUCAAGACUGAUAGGAUGCAAGCUGAGGUAGUGGCACAGGAUUGACAGAUACCGUUUGGGGAGUAUCCACAGAGUAAAAGGAACACUAGAAUCCCCACCUCAGCAUGAGAAUAAUUGAUUUCCAGCUGCAAUAAGCCGUGCCUCAUUAUAGUCACAGUGUGGCUAGAUUAUUCUUCUUUGGGUGCUGUGCUGAGAAUGUCAAUGGAAAAACUCGAUCUCAGAUUUUGGUUGAUGUUAACAUGCCUGACACAGACAUCCUUUCCUCUCACAAGCUGUGUGACUUAGUAGAUAAAAUACUGCCUUCUGCCUUUGGGACCAUGAUUUAAAACAAAGACAAAAAAACAAAAGUCAUAAAAAAGCAGAACCCAGCUUGAGAGCAUUGGGGGAAAAAAUAUAUAGAAGCUGAAUGUGUAACGGAGGCUAAGUCCAUUCUCAGAACCAGUGUAUGUUCCAUGGCACAGUUACCAGUGCCUACCUGGAAAAGUUCUGGAGGUCACCGUGGAAGUUGCUUUGCCUCCUGUCGGUGUUCCCUUUCUCCUCCU
Messenger RNA from Tupaia belangeri chinensis (Chinese tree shrew), 2406 nucleotides. It is a transcript of the gene HMBOX1, whose product is annotated as homeobox containing 1. Gene Ontology annotation, biological process: positive regulation of DNA-templated transcription. NCBI's taxonomy places the organism in Eukaryota, Metazoa, Chordata, Mammalia, Scandentia, Tupaiidae. The record is from RefSeq and is a predicted model, not a curated record. Gene Ontology annotation, molecular function: double-stranded telomeric DNA binding. Bases 127 to 1461 code for a protein of 444 amino acids. Gene Ontology annotation, cellular component: nucleus. The transcript is spliced from 11 exons.